AUGGAGUCGAGCUCGAGAUCUGCGUCGGAGAAAGAGAAGCAACACGGACGUCGCGGCAGCGAGCCCGAAAGAGCGAUAAACUACAAGCCAAUCCGAGUGGAGACCAACACAUCGCGACGCACGGAUCCAACGCGAUCCCAGAGCUUGCGCUCAAUACACUCGCAGCGAUCGUACGGCGGACAUGAUGGCUAUUCGUGUUUUAGCGACGAGGAAGCGCAGCACGCGUCGAGCGGCGAUGCCGAUGCCGGCCAGGAGAAGGAUGAGUAUCUAGUGGCAUGGGAUGGCGGAGACAAAGAUCCGGGGAACCCAAGGAGCAAGAGUAAACUGCAGCGAUGGCUCAUUGUAGUGGUCGUGUCAUCGAGCUCGUUAUGCGUGUAG
Molecule: messenger RNA, 378 nt
Organism: Coniosporium apollinis CBS 100218
Lineage: Eukaryota; Fungi; Ascomycota; Dothideomycetes
Exons: 1
Coding region: 1-378 (125 amino acids)
Source: RefSeq, a predicted model, not a curated record